Molecule: messenger RNA, 576 nt
Organism: Pediculus humanus corporis (human body louse)
Lineage: Eukaryota; Metazoa; Arthropoda; Insecta; Psocodea; Pediculidae
Exons: 4
Coding region: 1-576 (191 amino acids)
Cellular component (GO): nucleus
Molecular function (GO): histone H2A acetyltransferase activity; protein N-terminal-serine acetyltransferase activity; histone H4 acetyltransferase activity
Source: RefSeq, a predicted model, not a curated record
AUGGCCAAUAUGGUAAAAAAAAAAAGAAAGAAUGCUUUAAAAAUUCGAAAAGAAAAAAAAUUACGUCUUAAGGAAGCUCUAAGAGCCGUAGAAAAAGCUAAUAAAAUAGAAAAUCCGUUAACUGAUUUACCUGAUUUUAAAAAUUUUCAAAAAGAUGAUAUUAAAAUUCGUAUAGAAUAUUACAGUAUUAAUAGUAUUAAUGAACAAAUGUUCUCAGAAAUUUUCUGCCUAAUGAAAAAAAAUAUGGAAAUCAUGUACAAUUCUUGUUCUUGGGGUUGGCAAGAAGAGAAAAAGUACAAAGAAAUGAAAGAAAGUUCAGCAAAAUAUUUAGUCGCUUUUGAUGAAAAUGAUCACAUUGUAGGUUUCUCUCACUUUCGUUUUGACAUGGAUUAUGGAAGCGAAGUUUUAUACUGCUAUGAAUUACAAUUAGAUACUUCAAUACAGAGAAAAGGUCUUGGAAAAUUUCUUCUACAAAUUCUCGAAUUAAUAGCAUUUAAAAAUAACAUGAAAAAAGUUGUUUUGACUGUAUUGAAACAUAAUUUACCUGCUAUUAAAUUUUUUUAUUCAUUAAAGUAA